UUGAAUCACAUUACUGUGACAUUUCGCCGCUGAGGCAACAUGGCGAACGCCAGCAGAGGAGAAAUGAUGCGAGACGUGGAGUAUUCUUCUCAAACAACCGCCAGGAGCGACGCAGACAUCGACAGACGGCUGGGAGGGACUCUGAUCGCGGUCGGUCUCUGUGCGGCUGCUGCAGGUCUUGCGGGCCGCUAUGCAUUCCAGCUGUGGAAGCCUCUUGGACAGGUCUUCUCUGAAACCGUCAGGAAGAUGCCCUCAUCCGCGUUCUCAUCAUAUUACAAAGGAGGUUUUGAGCAGAAGAUGUCCAAACGAGAGGCCAGCCUCGUUCUUGGCAUCAGCCCAGUCAGCACCAAGGCCAAGGUACGCGAGGCCCAUCGGAGGAUCAUGGUCCUGAACCAUCCAGAUAAGGGUGGGUCGCCGUAUCUGGCCGCUAAGAUCAACGAGGCCAAAGACCUUUUUGACAAGGAAAACCGGCAAUGACCUGCACAGUUAACGGACACUUUAAAGACCCCCAGUAAAGUAAAGAGCUCCGCUCUGUGGCUCUCCUCCAUCAACACAAAUCAUCCACUCUGGCUCCUGGAGGCAAAAACCUUCAUGACAAGUUAACUUCUCAACGUCGUUACUUAUCUCCACAUUCAUUUGUCAACAUUGUGAACGUAUAAAUACGUUUAUCAACCACGGGUGAAUGAUAUUGACUUUGAAAUGACUCAACAUAAUCUCAUAUACUCAUUUUGAGUGUUUAGGUGGGUAAACAGGCGCCCUCUAGUGCAACAAUAAAUGGCUUGUAUAAAGGGCACAAAUGUAAUGUCAUAUAUUUAACCCUCCUGUUUGACCCCAUUUAAUGUUUACCAUUUCUAAAUAUAUGAUUGACAUUAUUUCUUUUGCUUUAUAUUUCAUGACUUCCUAAUUUAAUGGGGACAACUGGGUAAUUGUAAAAUGAACAUGUUUUCAAUGUCCUGUACUCAUGCUGUACGCAUUGGGCUUUUUUAGCUGUAUAAAACAUAAGAAAUUUA
This is a messenger RNA of Cyclopterus lumpus (lumpfish), 1010 nucleotides long. RefSeq names its product DnaJ (Hsp40) homolog, subfamily C, member 15 (gene dnajc15). Lineage: Eukaryota; Metazoa; Chordata; Actinopteri; Perciformes; Cyclopteridae. Gene Ontology annotation, cellular component: PAM complex, Tim23 associated import motor. Gene Ontology annotation, molecular function: ATPase activator activity. The record is from RefSeq and is a predicted model, not a curated record. The transcript is spliced from 6 exons. Gene Ontology annotation, biological process: protein import into mitochondrial matrix. The coding region runs from base 40 to 477 and encodes 145 amino acids.